AUGAAGGUACAACAAGUUACCUUCCGAAAGCAGGCGUACCGCGAGCUGCGGUAUGCGCGCAAACCGCUGCGCUGGGCGCAGCAUCCCGCGGCGCUGGUGGCCGCCGCGGCUUCCCCAGGCGGCGGGCAGGCAGCAGCCGCCGCCAGUCACCCGCCAGCAGUCAACAGCGGCCCGCGCGCAACCAUGGACGCCCCUCCGCUGCGCAAGCCCUCGCCGCGCCGCACGGCCGCUCGCUCCGCACCCGGCGUCGCCGUCGUCUUCGCCCUCGCCGUGCUCUGCUGCGCCCACCCCGCCGCAGGUGCUAACUGGGGAUACAAAGGCUUAGAUGGGCCGGAGUACUGGGGAGGCCUGUGUAAGACGGGCAGCGAGCAGUCGCCGGUGGAGCUGGACUCGGCGAGCGCCACCGUGGUCAACCACCCGCCGCUCGUCUUCUUCGGCUACGCCACCACCAGCCCGGCCAGCGCUGUCAACAACGGCCACAGCGUGGAGGUACGACUGGGCAACCCAUGUCCCGUAGCUGUGGCAUCUGGCGGACUGCCUGGGAUCUACUUGCUGGAGCAGCUGCACUUCCAUUGGGAGGCUGAGCACACCAUUUCAGGAAAGCGGUGGCCCCUGGAAUUACAUCUGGUACACCGGAAUGAGCGCUAUGCCAGUUUGCAGGAGGCGCUCAAAGACAGGAAUGGUGUUGCUGUGGUCGCUGUCCUCUUUCAUGUGUCAGACAUAGGAAGUCAUGUAAUGGAGGUUAUUGGAGAUGCAGUCAGAAAAGUUUCUGUUUCACCAGGAGCUAGUCAAAAGCUUGCAAAUCCCAUAAACCUGCAGGGAUUACUUCCAAAAGACACCUACACUUUUUACCGAUACCAUGGUUCUCUGACAACACCAGGAUGCAAUGAAUCAGUUGUGUGGACAGUAUUUCCAAAUACUAUCCCGGUCACCAAACAACAGAUGGAAGCAUUUCACCGAGUGCGAGGAGUUGAUCUGAAUCCACUGGGAAUCAAUUAUCGCCCUGUUCAGCCUAUCAAUGGUCGUGAAAUACAGCUAAAUUCUGCGCCAGUCACUUUCCACAGCAGUCUACCCCUUUCCAUUUUUGCCAUAAUCCUUACAACUUUUCACAGUCAACUCUGAGUAAUAGCUGAAGGUAACAACAGAAGGAAAAUUUUGUGGUCAAAAUAACCAACAGACAUUUUAGAUGUUAGACAAUGGAGGUAACUAAUUUCAUUUUCAUAAUACCCAUCUAAAAGCAAAAUAUAACAAGUGACUGUGCUGUUGUAAACUUCAUAUGGGACUUAUAUUGGAAAUUUUGGUCGCAUCAGACUUCAUGAAUAUUGCUCCUAAAUGAAUCAUCAGGCCUUCCACAGUUGGAAAGAUGUGGCAUGAACUAAGAACAGCCUCACUUGAAACUUUAUGUGAUGAUUAAAACCUUCCUCCUUCAUUAUUCUUUAACUACAUGACUAAACAGAAGUGCCUUUGGUGUCCUGUAUAAAGUAUUUUGCAAAAAAGGGAUUUGUUAUACUAUUAUGUAAAUAAAAGCUCAUAUUGAGUAUAUGUUACAUGGUUCCCCAUAAUUGCAGACUUGCUGAAGCAGGGUUUUGUAUACCUCCUGAAAUACAGACAAAUGCUCUUUAGGUUACCAUUAAUACAUAAUAACAUUAGCUCAUUAAGGAAAAUAUGAUGACUUAAUCAUAACUGUUUAUAUUACAUUACUCUUUUCUGCUAAGGAAAUGUGAGUAAUCAGUAUUUUUGUGAUACUUUUAACCGCUACCUGAACCAUAUAUGUGUGAAUAUUUCUGUAAAUGAAAAUGGACAUUAGAACAUAAUUUGUUAAUGUAUGUUAUAUUUUGGCAAUUUUUUAGCGUUUCUAUUAUAACUAAAAGUCCAACAGUUUUUUUAACUUGUUGGUCAAGUAAAAUCAAAACUUAAUUCAAUGGUGUACAAAAUUAACAUGUAUUAACAGUUUU
Molecule: messenger RNA, 1955 nt
Organism: Schistocerca cancellata (South American locust)
Lineage: Eukaryota; Metazoa; Arthropoda; Insecta; Orthoptera; Acrididae
Product: putative carbonic anhydrase 3
Exons: 8
Coding region: 1-1122 (373 amino acids)
Cellular component (GO): cytoplasm
Molecular function (GO): carbonate dehydratase activity; zinc ion binding
Source: RefSeq, a predicted model, not a curated record